Molecule: messenger RNA, 3959 nt
Organism: Pristis pectinata (smalltooth sawfish)
Lineage: Eukaryota; Metazoa; Chordata; Chondrichthyes; Rhinopristiformes; Pristidae
Gene: mpped2a
Product: metallophosphoesterase domain containing 2a
Exons: 7
Coding region: 519-1427 (302 amino acids)
Molecular function (GO): hydrolase activity
Source: RefSeq, a predicted model, not a curated record
UCGCUCCUCCUGCGGGAGCGCUGACCCGAGCGAAGGUCGAAAGCGAGGCUACGCCGCGAUCGGCUCCCGGGUGCCGGCGGGUCGGAGGUUCGUGCCCCGGGGAGGGAAGAAAGAACCAGUCAGCCGGUGCCCUCCCCCCUCUCCCUCCCUCCUUCCCUCCCUCCCCGUGCCCACCUUUUGCCCGCCAGUCAUUCCCAGGCAAUCUCUCUCUCCACCCUCCCUCCUCACCCCCCCCCUCUCUCUCCCUUCCCCUUUUUUUCCAUCCUCACCUUCCUCCCCUCCGGAUGAAUCGACUCCAGUGAAGACCCCGAAAAGGACAGCCCCGGAUUCCCGACUCAACUACACACACAACAAAAAAAAACACGCAGAGGACGCCGCUGCUUUUUUUUCUGGGACCCCGCCCGCCCUAUUUCUGAUUUAAUUUUGGAAAGUGGUUUCCAGGUUGAAAAGGCUGGAACUCCACAGGCACCAAACUGCCCACAAUGCGCUGUUUAGCGUUUGCCGAAGGAAGGGUGUAAAUGGAUUUUGUCGAACAAGAGAGAAUGGCUCAUGGAAUUCCUUCGCAAGGGAAAAUUACCAUCACGGUGGACGAGUACAGCUCGAACCCGACUCAAGCAUUCACUCAUUACAACAUUAACCAGAGUCGCUUUCAGCCGCCCCACGUGCAUAUGGUUGACCCUAUCCCAUAUGACACUCCAAAACCAGCAGGCCACACACGGUUUGUCUGUGUCUCAGACACACACUCGCGAACAGACGGCAUUCAGAUGCCGUACGGGGAUAUUCUGCUCCACACGGGCGAUUUCACAGAACUGGGACUCCCCACUGAGGUUAAGAAGUUCAACGAUUGGUUAGGAACCCUUCCCUAUGAAUAUAAAAUAGUCAUCGCUGGAAACCAUGAACUGACGUUUGAUAAGGACUUCAUUGCCGAGCUGGUGAAGCAGGAUUAUUACCGCUUCCCGUCUGUUUCGAAGUUGAAGCCCGAGGACUUUGACAAUGUCCAGUCACUCCUGACCAAUUGUAUUUACGUGCAAGACUCAGAAGUGACGGUGAAAGGAUUCCAGAUAUAUGGUACACCGUGGACCCCCUGGUUUAAUGGCUGGGGUUUCAACCUGCCUCGAGGGCAGUCUCUGCUCGACAAAUGGAAUCUAAUUCCAGAGGGUAUCGACGUUCUCAUGACUCACGGCCCACCACUGGGUUUUCGAGACUGGGUUCCCAAGGAGCUGCAGAGAGUAGGCUGCGUCGAGCUCUUAAACACAGUACAGAGGCGAGUUCGGCCAAAGUUACACGUCUUUGGAGGAAUCCACGAGGGUUACGGGAUUAUGACAGACGGAUACACCACGUACAUAAAUGCCUCCACUUGUACAGUUAGUUUCCAGCCAAUAAAUCCGCCCAUUAUCUUUGACCUUCCAAAUCCACAAGGUUCCUGAGCACCAGCCCUCUCACCAAGGUAGAGGGCCCAUGAACUGCCAUUUUUUUUUUCUUUAAUGGAAAGUGUGACUUUAAGAAAUAAUAAUAAUUCUGUUAAAUGUUUUUCCUUGUACAACCUGAUUAUUUUUUUUGUAAAAAUGCUGGUACAAAUCGUAGAGGUUGUGCUGUUAAUACAGAUUGGUUCUCUUAAGGCUAAUGAAGCUUUGUGACUUUGUAAGGGCUGAACUAUGAUAUUCUGUUCGCAUCUGCUGGUUAAACUGUUAAAGAUAUAAUUGCAGUCAUUUAAAUGUCAGCUUUUGAUUUCAGUUGAAUUCAGAUUUCUGGGUGUUGGGAAUGAAGGUUCUAAAGAACCCACCAUGGACAACAAUCCCUUGGGGUGAUGGAUGAUUGUAAAUGUGAAUUCCUUCUGAAAUUCCUCUCUUCACGUUCCUACUCUUUUAGCCAGAGUUUCCACCCAGUUUUAAUCAAGUGGCUUGAGGACUCUGCUUAAGGAUGGCGGAGGAAGCAAUUUUAGACGGACCAAUUGUCGCUAAGCGUCCCUGUGUUAGAAUCAUCCCCCAAUUCAUGCCAGCAGUUUCUCUCGGUCCUUCUGUUUAACUAGUCCCUUGUAAUUCAUUUCUAACAGAAAACCAAUAACCGAAAGGCUUUAAUGAGUGCAAACAUGUCCAUUUAUUGUAUGAGUUUAGCAAACAACUUAUUUCCUUCAGUUCUUAACUGUAUUUACCACUCCAGGCUAGUAUUUUUUUGCUUAGAUAUCUUUAUUAUUCCCAAGUAGCACUUACCAGUUGAAUAACUGAAAAACUUGUUGCAUUUGACCAACAUUGGCGAGUCCCAUGAGGGAGGGGAAUGGGUUUUAAUGGCUAGAUAAUGGAUUCAUCCCUCAGUGAGAUCUUGGUGAACUUUCCGCUGGGAUUCUGUGCCUAAGCAGAAUGGGGAUCCGAGAAAUCCAAGGUCAUGUUUCAUUCCUGUGCCAGGGAGCAGAUACGAGGGUGGAUGGGGAUAGAUUAAGAGUCCACUUAUCCAAGAAAAUGUGCAAGGUCAAUUUUGUCACACCUGUAAAGGCAAAAUAUGACCAGAAGGGCCUUCAAAACCUACCAAAUCCAAACUCUUUGUAUUCAGCUAAAGAUUGUGUUGUCUUCUGGGAAAGGCACAUGGUGAUUUGAUUGACAAGCAGAAUUCACAAUGGAUCCAAAACCAAUCUUUAGAAAGAUUAGCUGUGUCACUUCUUUUGUUUUUCUUUUGACAGAAAGACAUUUAACACAACCUGCAUAAAAUAAGAUUAAGCCUCACUGUGCAAACAUGGGGUGCAUUGCCACUUUAAGAAAGUAACACUGGGCUCUCACAUUUCUUUGCCUUUCCUCUCCUCCACCCCAUAUGGUUUCAAUCCCAAACCCAUGGGGCAACCUUCCACAUGUCCCAGCCUUCAACCAACAUCAAACAGUCACAACACUUUCCCUGUGACGGGAUUUAAAGUCCAGAACCCCAGUUCUCAUCUUGUCAAGAGUUUGGCGAAUGAAAGUUUCUUCCGAAAUCUGGUGAGCAUUUUGCUUCCAAGAACUUCAUGACGCCACCAUUCGUUGAGUUGAAACAUUCUUCUACUCGUUUUUUUGGAGAUUGCAUUGUGCUCUGAAGUUCGGGCAUUGAAUGUACCGAGGCACUCUUCAAAGAAGAGUGACUACUGUUCUCCCUCGAUACAUAACUACAUUGUAUUAGGCCACAACAACUGGCCCACUCCACAAUGUGUUCCGUCUAAUCCAUCAGAGAUAUCCUUUUCACCAUGGGCUGAAUGGCCUCCUUUGAUGCUGUAAUUGUCUGUGAUUCCUCAUGAGUUUAUCCAGGUUCCCCUUAAAUGCAGACAGCAGAGGCUGGAAUCUGGAGCAACAAACAAUCUGCUGAAGGAACUCAGUGGGUCGGGCGGCCUCUGUGAGAGGAAAGGAAUUGUCAACGUUUCUGGUUGAAACCCUGAAUCAGGAGUUCCUCCAGCAGAUUGUUUGUUGUUCCAGAUUCCAGCAUCUGCAAUCUCUUGUUUGCUUUUUAUAGCAUUAUAACUGGCUUUAUAACUACUUUUAGUGAAUUGUGUAUCUAGACUGUCCAACCUCAUUGUUUGUCCAAUGACACUUAUUUUCCGAGAAGAAUGUGGCCCCCUCCUUCUUGAUCACACUUAUUUACAUUGAAGUUAACUUGCCGUUUACAUUCACAGUUCCCCUCAGUAUUAACUGCAAUCCACUACCCCAUUCCCCAAGUUGAUGUCUUCUCCAAGUUUUAAGACUGUACUUUGAGGCAUGAGGUGGUGCCUCAGGUAAUGUGGUUGACAUGGAAUAUCAGAAGCCAGUGAAGAGGCAUUCAGUCCGAGGUACUAUUAGAAACAAACCUCAGAGGGGAAUUUACCUGAGAAGGCUAAAGUUCUGGGAAAACAUCUAGAAUACUGAGCUGAAAGGAUCAUUAAACACUCCAUUAUCUUUUGAUUUCCAGCUCUCUAAUUACGACAGUUAAAGGAUUAUCUGCAGAUUAAAUGUGUAUAUUUGAAUCUA